AUGCUGCAAAACAUGAUGGUGUUUAAUUAACCACCCACGCCAAAAUAUGUUUGAUAAUUUACUGCACUUGAGUAUUUUUAGUCGAUAUGACAAAAAAUAAUUUGAGUCUACGGUUUAGGCGGAAACGCCCAGUGUACGGACACAUUUAACAGACGGACCAGAGUCUUGAAUUUGAGUGAACACAGCGUUCACAUCUUAUCAUGAACAUAUAUUCAGAAGCAAAGGCAUAAGAUUGAGUUUGUGUUUCAGAAAUACUGUUUUUAUCAUAGCUCGAGUUAAUAUAGUUAAGCUAAUAAUAUGUGGAAGAAAGGUUCGUCUGAGGGCUCCGACCGGUUUGAAUAUUUACAAACUCUGGUCACUGAGUUUCAGGACACAGACAGUGAAGAGGCAAAGGAGCAGGUGCUGGCUAACCUUGCUAACUUUGCGUACGACCCAAACAACAUGGAGAAUCUAAGGGAGCUGCAGGUGCCCGACCUCUUUUUGGACAUGCUCACUGAGGAGAAUGCCAACUUUGUUGAGUUUGGGAUGGGCGGGCUGUGUAACUUGAGUAUGGACCCUGAAUGCCGAGACGUUAUCCUGCAGAGCAACGGGAUCAGCCUGGUCACAAAUUGCCUGUCGAACCAGAGAGAGGAGACCGUCCUAUCAGCCAUCACUACACUUAUGAACCUCACGACCACCUCGUCACACGCUGAGAUCACUGAUCCGGCUAUCCUACAGUGCAUGCUGCGUUUCUCGCUCUCAGAGAGCCCCCGUCUGCGCAACCUGGCCGCUGUGUUCCUGAAGGACUGCUGCAAUCAGGAGCAGGUGGCCCGAGCGGAGCAGCAGAUGCAGGGACAGCAGACUGCCGUUGGCAUCCCGCUGCCUAAGGACUGAGACAGCUGAUGUUUUCAUGUUAGAGUUCUAUUUUUGAAUUUGUUUUUGCUCUCUAUGAGAGUGUAAGAAAUAUUUGAAACUCUAUGGCAAACAAUGCCACUCAGAUGUUGGGUGAGCAGGUUUGAUCACAGUUGGUGUUCAAGUGUUGGAUGGGGUUAAGGUCAGAGCUCUGUAAAGACCAGUCAUGUUAUAAAACAUCAAACUGGGAAAACAAUUUCUCAAUGGAGCUGGCUUCCUCUGGUCAGUGUUACUGUGUGAGAUUGUGCCAGAUGUACUGUCCCUCUUCUUCUACUUUCUCUUGUUUUUUAAACAUCCAUGACCAUACCCCUGUGCUGGCUGUAACGGUGUUGUGUGGUUUGUUCAAAGCCACAUUGCUUGUUUCUAGAUCAUGUGCUGUGUAUUAACAGCUGAUAUUGUCUGCUAGCACACACGCACAGAAGUGCCUUUUCUUCCCACAUGGUACUGGAUAGUUUGUAUGGCUGUUUUGUGAGAGCCCAAUACAGUUGAUAGCUAAUUGUCCAAAAACAUUACGUGCAGAAUGUAACUAAGUUGACUAGCAAAAUGUUGUAUACAAAGGGUACAGAGAGACUCUUUUGUAAUGCCAGAUUCACUGACUGCAAGAUUCAUAUCAGUGCCUUUUUUCCCUGAAAAAUGUACAUUCCUUCUGCUCUGAAGUUAUUUCCUAAGACCCUGGAAGGAUGCUCGAGCCUUGACGCCAACUAGUUGCCUCUCAAACUCUGUGCUCUCUGUAAGAAUGUCAUGUUCUAAUAGAUAAAUUCAAACCCAAAAAUAUGUUAAAUGUAAAAGGCUAAAUAAACCAUUCUUAAGAGCCAGGAGCGCUGUUUGUUUUCUUCUGGGCUCUUAAGAGCUAUUUCUGGGCCGAGUCCUUCAGGUCUAGACAGAGGACGACAUCCGAUCCUGCUGCCCAGCGUCAGUUGGACUGCACAUGUAGCCCGGUCAGACUCCAGAGGAAAUUCUUUACAGCGUGGAGAGUGUGUGUGUGUGAUACUCGUUCAUUGUAAAUGCUACAAAGAUCUCAUUUUCUGUGUGUGUGUGUGUGUGUGUGUGUGUGUGUGUGUGUGUGUGUGUGUGUGUGUGUGUGUGUGUGUGUGUGUGUGUGUGUGUGUGUGUGUGUGUGUGUGUGUGUGUGUGUGUGUGUGUGUGUGUCUGAAUGGCAUUCCAUGGGCUUCAGAGUUGAGCACCUGCCACAGAGAUCAAUAAAAUACCUUCAUUCUUCCCGUAAAAAGAGAAACACCCACACCUUGUACUAAUAAUGUGGUACAAAGUUUAUUUCAAGCUGAUUUAAAAAUAUUUGAAUAGCUUUUGAGUCGGGAACUCAGUGGCUCAACAUCUACAACAAUUUAUGCACUGAUAUUCAGUCUAACUAUUUGUUAAAAAGGGUAUUGUUGAAGAACUAGGCUUGGGUUAUUUCAUAUUGUCUUCAUUGUAAACAAAUCCAUGAACAUACUCAAAACAUCCUACCACAACCUUUAGGUUGAAAAACAAGUAUUUUGAUUUCUGUGUCUGUUCCCACAAACUGAAAGAUUGACAAUAAAGUUGACUUUGAACAAUUCA
Molecule: messenger RNA, 2448 nt
Organism: Eleginops maclovinus (Patagonian blennie)
Lineage: Eukaryota; Metazoa; Chordata; Actinopteri; Perciformes; Eleginopidae
Gene: armc7
Product: armadillo repeat containing 7
Exons: 3
Coding region: 298-873 (191 amino acids)
Source: RefSeq, a predicted model, not a curated record